This is a messenger RNA of Salvelinus sp. IW2-2015, 920 nucleotides long. Its product is annotated as gap junction epsilon-1 protein-like. Gene Ontology annotation, molecular function: gap junction channel activity. The record is from RefSeq and is a predicted model, not a curated record. Gene Ontology annotation, cellular component: connexin complex. NCBI's taxonomy places the organism in Eukaryota, Metazoa, Chordata, Actinopteri, Salmoniformes, Salmonidae. Gene Ontology annotation, biological process: cell-cell signaling.
UGUGUUUUACAAAUAUUUUUUUUCGCUGACUUUGUUAAAUGGGGAUUAUGGGCCGAACACAUGCCCCGUGCCUUUGUUUUUCCUUUCUGUUGUCUUUUUUCUACUGAGUGGGUAAAUUGAUGAAGGCACCACGGAUAAAAGACAAAUAUGCAUUGACAAGGGCUUUCAGCGGCAAAAGGUCAUUAGGAGCUUCAGACUUAUUGUUGGCUUUGCCUGAUGCCAGCAGAUUGACAAUGACCCCCAGGUUACAAUAAUUGAACUGGGAGAAUAGCAGCCAAGUCAUGUCUUUAAACUACAUUAAGAACUUUUACGAAGGAUGUCUCAGGCCUCCGACAGUGAUAGGCCAGUUCCACACACUGUUCUUUGGCUCUGUUCGGAUGUUCUUUCUGGGCGUCCUGGGCUUUGCAGUCUAUGGCAAUGAAGCUCUCCAUUUCAGCUGUGAUCCAGACAGGAGGGAGUUAAAUCUCUACUGUUACAACCAAUUUAGGCCGAUAACACCUCAGGUAUUCUGGGCAUUGCAGUUGGUAACUGUUUUAGUCCCUGGAGCUGUAUUUCAUCUCUAUGCUGCCUGUAAAAACAUUGACCAGGAGGAAAUCCUUCAGAGACCUACAUACACUGUCUUCUACAUCAUCUCUGUCCUACUAAGAAUUAUUCUGGAAGUCAUCGCUUUUUGGUUGCAGAGCCAUCUCUUUGGUUUCCAGGUUCACCCACUCUACAUGUGUGAUGCCAGUGCCCUAGAAAAGACGUUCAAUGUCACAAAAUGCAUGGUGCCGGAACACUUUGAAAAGACCAUAUUUUUAAGUGCAAUGUACACUUUCACUGGGAUCACGGUGCUGCUGUGUGUUGCUGAGAUAUUUGAGAUACUCUGUAGGAGAUUGGGUUAUUUGACCAAUCAAUGACCUGUGUGUUAUUUGCUACAG